This is a messenger RNA of Paramecium primaurelia, 456 nucleotides long. The record is from the annotation of a GenBank genome assembly. NCBI's taxonomy places the organism in Eukaryota, Ciliophora, Oligohymenophorea, Peniculida, Parameciidae.
AUGUGUUUCUGGAGAGAAUUUGUUGAUUAAAAAAGUGUUAAAUGGAAUAUAUAGAAUUAUACAAGAAAUUAAUAAGAAUAUUAUAAGAUAUUUUUUAAUUGUGAGGAUUAAUUUCUUAAAGAUUCAUCUAAAUUUAAUGGAGAAAUGAGUGAUAUAGAAAGGAAUAAAUAAGAGGAUAACUUAAUUUAUAAAAUUAUCAAAAUUAUUGGAGAUAGUUUUGAUGAUUUAAAAAUAAAGCUGUUGUAGAAAAAUAGAAUAAUAUUUUCAAUAGUUUAUAGCUAAUUAUCACUAAUAGCAAUUGAAUUGAUAUUAGAUUAAUAAAUUAUUCAUAAAAAUAUUGUUAAAAUUAUAGAAAUCGAAUUUUUGUUAAUAUUUAAAGAAAAAUAAUAGAAGGAUGACUUGAAAAAGAUUAUGGAUAGGAUAAUACACAAAUGGAGAUAAUUGUAAUAAUUAUGA